This is a messenger RNA of Ectocarpus sp. CCAP 1310/34, 845 nucleotides long. NCBI's taxonomy places the organism in Eukaryota, Phaeophyceae, Ectocarpales, Ectocarpaceae. The record is from the annotation of a GenBank genome assembly.
UGCCACGACUGCUGUUGCGGCCACGGCCGCCGCCACGACCACGACCUUGCCCCUGACUCCUACUUGAGUACCGCUCCCUGCGGCCCUCACCGUCGGCGAAGUAUGCUUGCUCUGCGCCCUUCGCCCCCUUUCCUUUCCCCUGCUCCAGCUUGUCCUUGAUCGCCUUGUAUUCGAUCAUUACUUCCAUUAGCCCACCGGUCUGCGUCAACUCCUUCGCGCGUCGCAGGUUGUGCUUUGUCAUGACAUCCUCGUCCGAAAGGGCAUCCAGGAAGAGGUGAAGGACGAACGUUUCGUUGACAGUUAGUCCUUUCUCGGUUAAGGACUUUGCGGUUUGGAGCAUCUCAUUUAAGGCGUUUUGGGGGUUUUCACCUCUAGAGAUCUUGGUCGACAUCAGAGACUUGAGGUUCUCUGACGGCUGUACAGAUGAUUCAGGGUCGUGUAUAGUCUUGAGCUCACGAAGAGCUCCCUGGGGCGUCUCUGCCCUCUUCAUGAUUUUCCGAUCUUUUUCUUUCAACGCGUGAGACAGGAAGUUCCACGCGUGGAAUGCGAGCUCUACUUGCUCGCUCCGGUACUGCUGUGACAGCGAAAACUUGCUCUUUCCGCUGUUGACGGGGAUCUCCAAGCUCCCGCUCUCUUCAAAUUGUUCCAACAGGUUUGCGCCAUUAGCUGCCAUGCGGAAAUCAUUUAGCUAUUCGAUGAAAUCGUUCGAUUUCCCGCUGAACGGAGGAGAAGUGUACCGCACAAUUUGGUACCCCGUCGCUGGGGUUGUGGCUCCGUAUCCAAAGCCAACAGCAGCACCACCAUCUCCCAUGGCACUACUAUAAUCUUGGUUGUGAGCAGCGGCU